AUGCACGUUCACGGAGCCUUGCUCAACGAACUGGACAAAUUACGUCAAGAACCAAAAGUACAAGCGUUUUUAAGGCCUUUAAAUAUAGAAUGGAAGCAUACUGUCCCAUAUGCACCUUGGGCUACAGGAUUAUAUGAAAGAAGAUUAAUUUCAAUCUUCAAAAUUAUAUUUCGAGUAGCGGUCGGGAAACAUCUCCUAGACAGCUCAGAAAUGACUAAAGUGGCGACAGAAAUUGAAGCAAUAAUGAAUUCUCCUUCUUUGACUGUAAUUGAUGACGAGAAUAUGCAGCCACUACGACCUAUAGAUUUUCUCAGCUCACAAGGAUACGCAGUAUCUUCACUACCUAUCCAACGAGAAGAACCAUCCAAGAUUCGCAUAAUCGAGAGAGCACAAAGGAACACACGCGCAGAGCAUUCUAUAAGUGAGAGAGAUUGUCCUGGUGCACACAUUAGCAGUACCCAGAGGAUGUUGGCCUCUGGCGAGCAUUACCAAGUUAAUAGUACAAGCCGGUAA
Messenger RNA from Brugia pahangi, 513 nucleotides. The record is from the annotation of a GenBank genome assembly. NCBI's taxonomy places the organism in Eukaryota, Metazoa, Nematoda, Chromadorea, Rhabditida, Onchocercidae.